GUUACCUAAUAUACUGCCACGACGUUGCUAGCUUUGGGCGGUCAUGCAGAUGCCUCUCUGAGGAAACAAUUGUGCCUAUAAAGCCAGGACAAUUUUCUCCUUGACUUUCCUUCUGUCGGUAUCCUCAACUUCUGUCAAGGACUUCGCAUUUGCACCUUGAAUCGGUUAGGAUAAAAGCUUUGAUACACUGCUACUACUUUUUCUUAACCUCUUGCGAAAUCAAGAGUCAAGCACCUUGGUUCUACAAACAAUACUUGGAAACAGAAAAAACAGCACUCGACAUACUCAACACCGGUAACCGAUACACUCGAAAAACUGCUCGGAUACACUCUAAAAUGACUAACUGCUUCGUCAUAUCUGCCAACGGCCAGACCAUGGUCACCUACAACACCGCAUUAGCCUUGACAACUAUGAUCUCACGACCUUCCAUGCGGGAGAUCGCAUUAUUCCCAACCUACAAGGCCUCGGUGGUCGACAUCAACAAGAAUGACACGGCAACUUCAUCGGGCUGCACCAGUCGACAGCCUUCAUCAUCAUCGACAAAGUCCACAACCAAGUCAAAGUUUGCUCCAGCCACUGGUGUCAAGUCCACAACAUGUGUCAUCAAAGCGAAUGAAGAGGCCGGCCGUGACACUGUCUCAUACCCAAUUCUUGAUAGAGUCUCCCACAUGGCCGUCGGUGCUGAACGAGCACCUUCGAAUCGACUGCCUAAGCAGGAGUUUGUCUCCGGCUGCGAAUAUCGCAAUGCCCACGGCGGCGACAUUGACGGCGCCUGCAAAUGUCGAGGAAAACACGUCAAGUUCCCAGACACCAAGUUCCUGCCUCACCGAUCCACAGAUGGGCAGGAGCAGUGGGUGCCAGCACGAGCACCAAGCCCUGCUCCCUAUCUGACACGCGUUGAGUACAUGAACCGCAACUGGGCCCUUCGAUAUCAAGAAAUCUGCCAAAACUCCGUAAUUGCAAAUGAGACCAUCGUACAAUGGGACGACGAGGUGCGCAUAGAGCGCUACGGAGCCAAGCCAGCGGAAGAGAUAUUGUUCAUCAAGCGGUUCAUGAACAAGCGACAAAUGCCAAUGAAGCAUCAGGACGAACGGUUCAACAUCGAAAAAGAACAAGCCGCUUCCAAAGAAGCAAUGCUAAAGCACAUCCAAUGGGAAAUCGACACCUACGGCUGCACCCUCGAACGACUUGAGUUCGAGGACUUCGGCUGGGACCAUGAUGAACACCUCAUCUACGAACUGAGACGAAAAAGAGCCGAUAUAAAAAACACUUCUCACACGCCCGUCUUCAAGCUUCGGGAUGCCAGAGCUGAGCUCGUUGAGAAGCUCAAGGCCGCCAACAUCAACACAACCACCACGAGGCCAACCCACCCACUACGAACCAACAAGUUCGCCGAUGACCACAAGACCAAGCGCUGCAUCAUCGCCACCAAUGUCCAAGAAAUGAAAAUCAAGGAGGAGACUAAAGAGCAAGUCGAGGCUUUCGAUGCCAAGCCUGCCGGACCUGCUCAGCGAAGCAGGAGGAUCAGAAUAUCCAGGGCCAAGCGGAAAAGAGAGCUAUUGCGCCAAACGGACGCCAUAAUCGGUUCCCGAGAUGCUGGGUCAGCGAAAAGAAUCCACCAACGACAACAUCGAGGUCAGCAGAAGCACCCAGUCUCAGGCGCCAACGUCCCUCUCGGACCGCGACCAGAAGCUCGCAGCACACCAGAAGGGGGAAAAGCAGAACUAUAGCAGGGCUUUCGAGAAGGCCAUGUUUGCGGAUUACAAUAAUGAAAGGGCAAUUGUGAAGGAGAUGAGGCAGGAAAUAAUUAAGGUAGGUUUGCUUGUAUCGAAAGAAAGGUGAUAUUCGGGGAAGGUGGAAUAGCUUCCGAGUUUUGGGGACAGAAAUGGAAACUAGGAUUAAUUUUACAUAUAGCAGGUUCUUGAUAUUAGAAAACCACAUGAGAGGUUAUCGGUAAUGGUCAGGUCGAAGUAAGGGAACCAAAUUCUGAUUGGGUGAAAAGAUGAAUUUGUUGCCUGGGUUCCUUGGUCGUUUUUGCCAUCUUGGCUGGCAAUGUUUGUGACCUCGAACCGAGCAAAGCUCCUUGAACUACAUCAGGUUACCUUAAACUGGUGCCGAUUCUUUGGUUUAAAUUUCCACUAAAGGUCGAAUGAAACUAAACAUUGCUUAAGGAACAU
Messenger RNA from Pseudomassariella vexata, 2177 nucleotides. RefSeq lists its product as uncharacterized. The record is from RefSeq and is a predicted model, not a curated record. NCBI's taxonomy places the organism in Eukaryota, Fungi, Ascomycota, Sordariomycetes, Amphisphaeriales, Pseudomassariaceae. The transcript has a single exon. The coding region runs from base 336 to 1730 and encodes 464 amino acids.